UUAUCUGUUCACUGUUGCUUUGGAUUUUCAACCGGAGAUUAAACAAAAUUAGCCAAUUUAAGAAUAUAGAUAUAUAACUGAGUCGACAAAGCUUUAGAGGUGUGUAAAUUUUGGAGAAUCAUACAGUCGUUCGAAUUUCCUCGUUAGAAUGUGAAUUCAGCUGAAGAAUCAUCAUCAAAAAAAGUUGAAUAAGACAGAGGAUUAUUAGUCCAACACAACCAAAUGAGAUGGAAGAGGUAGUCUCCUAAUUUUAUACCCAGACGAUGUUAGGCUAAAACAGGAAUGGAAAAUUCAACAGUGCCUGACCAACAACAGGCAUAUCAUAGUGAAGAUGCAAAUCAAAACAGAUCACAAAAUGAAUCAACAGAAAUAAAGGAGUCAGGGGGACUGAAGGAAUUCAGUUUACCAAAAAACAAGGAAAUGGAUGAACAGGAGAAUAGACUCGAUUCUGGAGAUAAUCCUCAUGUGGAGGAGGAAUAUAAUCCUCAUGAGGCUGAAAAAGAUAAUCCUCACCAGGAGGGCGAGGAGGAGGAUCGGGGUGGGGGGUCAGGUGAGUCAGAGGACAGCAGUGAGGGGACCGUGGUCACUAAAGUCAAGUACAGAACUUGGCAGAACACCAGCUCAGAAAGCUGGGAGUCUGGAAAUCCUAUAUCACCAGUAGAGGCAGAGGAAUUAGAAAAGGAGGCACAGGAAAGGCCAGGCCAAGAGGAGGGUGCAGAGGACGAGGCCUCCAGUGCCUCAUUGCCUAGGCCAGAGAGUUUGAAUCUACCAAGGCCACUGCAGCAGUAUGAGAAGAAACGUAGUUGUAGUGAUGGAGUGGCCAUUGAGUGUUAUAACCAUUUAGCUAACAUUCCAGGCAAGAAAGACUCUGAAUUUGAAAAUAUUGAAGAGACAAUGUUAUCUAAGAGCAUGCCACAUGGAGUGGUUAUGAAGAAGGGGGAGUUGUUUGAAUUUGUGGCCGAUGACCUGCAAGAGAAAAUCCGACAAAGUAGCCCUCUACCUAAAACUGAAUCCAGUGGUUUAAGCAGUAGAACCUCUAGUUCAAGGAGUAUUGCCAGCAUUUCCAGUGGAAACUCUUCUGCCAUGGGAACAUCAAUGACCUCUGAAAUGUCAAGGUCACCGAGUACUCAGUUCCAAAACAGUCCUAUAGACAUUCCACCUAUUGACCCCAUGGCAGUGAUGGAGCUGGAGAUGGCAGCCAAACGGGUGGCAGAUAAUGUAGAUCUUCUGAUGGGGAACCUCAAGUCAAAUCUUCACAAGAUGUCGGCCAUUACUGUCGGUUGUUUAGAUGCCUACAAGAAAUCUGUAGAUGCCACUUGUGAUUCUGUGGACAGCAGUAUCAAGUCAAUGUAUGCCCUGAUGGCCAAAUGUGAAGAACUGAGCAAAAGCAUGCAGCCAGUGUACCAGCUAGCAAACCAAAUAAAAGAAAUCAAGAGAUUGCUGGACAGGUUCGAGUCCCAACUUUCGGAAAAAGCCUCUAAAACAAAGUCAGGAUAAUUCCGUUCAAAAGGAAAAAGCCUCCAAAACAAAAUCAGGAUAAUUCAAUUAAAAAGCUGCCAAAACAAAAUCAGUAUAAUUCAGUGAAAAAGGAGGUUUUAAAUCAGGAUAAUUUAGUUCAAAAGGAAAAUUAAAUGUACUUUCAGAAUAAUGUGUGCAUGUCAUGUGCAUAUUGCUAAUGUAUGUCUGGAAAACACAUGCUUCUGAGUUCUGAUAGUAAAAAAAGAAAACAUAUGUAACAUUUUUUGUGUAAGAUUUGAUAGAAUAAUACUCCAUAUGAUGACUUUAAUACUGAAAAAAUUUAAAUGUAUUAUUUAUUUCAAUCACUAGCUGUGAAAGAUAUUUCAUACAGGGUAAUGUGCAAUAUCAUUGAAUUUCCCUUUCUCAGGAUAUUCAGAGAAAACGUUGAUAUUUUUGUCUAAAUUAAGACAAUAAAUUUCUCCAAAA
Saccostrea cuccullata (small rock oyster) is the source of this 1944-nucleotide messenger RNA. RefSeq names its product BLOC-1-related complex subunit 6-like. NCBI's taxonomy places the organism in Eukaryota, Metazoa, Mollusca, Bivalvia, Ostreida, Ostreidae. The record is from RefSeq and is a predicted model, not a curated record. The transcript has 7 exons. Gene Ontology annotation, biological process: lysosome localization. The coding region runs from base 283 to 1497 and encodes 404 amino acids. Gene Ontology annotation, cellular component: BORC complex.